CCGCCCACCUGAGCCGCAGCCGCAACAGGUGCCUGGCCCGGCGCGCUCUCCGUCCUUCCUCCCUCUCCGCCAUGGCUCAGGCGCCGGGAGCGGGGGAACGCCGCCACCUCGGGGAGACCCCAAGCCCCGGUGAGGGGCACCCCCAAGCUGGAGGCGCCUGCCCGGAGCACGCCCUGGACCUGGCUUGGUUCUGUUGCACCGAGAGGCGGCUCGUCUGUGCCCAGUGCCCCGUCCAGGGCGGCUGCCGGGACCACCGGGUACGCCCGUUGGCCGAGGAGGCAGCCGAGAGGAGGAACAAAAUAUGGUUGAAAAACACUGAAAUAGUGGACGAGUGUGAGAAGCUUCAGCUCCAGAGCUCCACAAUUGCCAAAUUUGCCACGGAGGUGUUGCCAGAGAAGAAGAAGCAUGUUGUGACUGUGGCCAGCAGUGCCCGGGAGGUCCUGAUCCAGCGCCUGAACCUUGUGAGGAGCGUGUGUGACAGCGAGGAGCAGCAGCUGCUGGAUGUGGCCCACUCAGAGGAGGAGCGUGCCCACCAGAACAUCCUCACCCAGCAGGUCCACUGGGACGAAUCACUACAGAAACUGGACGCCCUCCGGACUUACAUGGUGACCAUGAUCACCAGCACAGAUGAUGGUAGCUUGGUGCAGGCAGAGGAGGAAAUCUUUGAGAGGACAGAGGAAGCUGAAGGAAUCCUGAAGCCCCAGGAGUCAGAAAAGCUGGACUUUAACCCAUGGUGCCUCCAGAGUCCUUUAGUGAGCCGGCUGUGGGCCUUAGCUGUUCUCUGUCGGGCCUCAGAUGAAGUCCACGUGGAUGAGAAAACAGUCAGCCCCCUCUUGCAGCUCUCGGAGGACAAGAGAACGCUGACCUUUAGCCCCAAGAAACACAGCAGGCCUGACCCCGGUGGCCCGGCACGGUUUGACCACUGGCCCAACGCCUUGGCCGAGGAAUCGUUCUGUUCGGGGGUCCAUGCCUGGAGAGUCCGGGUGGGCAAAAGCGGUGCUUACAAGCUGGGCAUCUCCUAUGGCUCCCUGGAGCGCAAGGGAGCUGGGCCCGAAGCCCACCUGGGUUGCAACGCUUCCUCCUGGGUUUUCUCCCGCUAUGGCACCGAGUUCCAGUUUUCCCACAACGGCCGACACCAGGCAUUGGAGAUGCUCAAGUGCCCAGCUGAGAUCGGAGUCUUGGUGGACUUGGAUGCUGGAGAGGUGCUGUUUUUUGACCCGGAUUCCUGCGCCAUUCUGCACAUGCACCACGAAGCCUUCACCGGCCCCAUCUACCCAGCCUUGGCCGUGGCAGAUCAGAGCCUCUCUCUGAUGUGAGGAAAGCCAGCACUGCAAGGUUGCAGUUAUCUUCACCAAGGUUGUUAUUUCCUAAAGCUGAGCAGGGCUGGACCACCUUAUAUGAUGAGCACUGUGGUUCUGGUAGGACGAUGCCAACUUGUGCCAGGAAGCGAGAGGGCUUUGCUCUCGGGCAACUCACAGGCUGUCUCUGGCUCUGCGUUCAGAGCAGAUGGGAGCUGCAGUUUGCAGCUAAGUAUCUUACCAGAGGAGGCCAUGAAGAAGUCAGUGACAGGGACUGAAAGGCUUGGCUUGGGAGGGACAUUCCACCUUCUCCAAGAUGGCCGUUCUCACUCUUAUUUAGCCUUAGCACUGUGCCACCACAAGUCCAGUCAGAACAGACAAUUGCACUGUACUAGUCCCUGAGGGGAAAGGGACAGAGCCGGCGACUGAAAAAAAUUAUCUGACUAGGAAAACAGAAUUCUGCAACCUGUUCAAAUUACACAAUGGAUGGAGCAUGUUGCUGCUUUUUUUGUCACCACCGAAUGUUAUAAUUAUGAAUGUAAUGCUACUGUUUGAAUACUAGAAUUGUGAAUUUAAAGCUGCAUAAUUUAAGGCCACCGUUUUGCACAUC
Messenger RNA from Lacerta agilis (Sand lizard), 1908 nucleotides. RefSeq names its product B-box and SPRY domain containing (gene BSPRY). The record is from RefSeq and is a predicted model, not a curated record. Lineage: Eukaryota; Metazoa; Chordata; Lepidosauria; Squamata; Lacertidae. Gene Ontology annotation, molecular function: protein binding.